This is a messenger RNA of Penicillium macrosclerotiorum, 309 nucleotides long. Its product is annotated as mitochondrial 37S ribosomal protein mS37. Gene Ontology annotation, molecular function: structural constituent of ribosome. The record is from RefSeq and is a predicted model, not a curated record. Gene Ontology annotation, cellular component: mitochondrial small ribosomal subunit. Gene Ontology annotation, biological process: mitochondrial translation. NCBI's taxonomy places the organism in Eukaryota, Fungi, Ascomycota, Eurotiomycetes, Eurotiales, Aspergillaceae. The transcript is spliced from 3 exons. The coding region runs from base 1 to 309 and encodes 102 amino acids.
AUGCCUCCCAAGGGCAACGUCUCGACCCGGUUGAACCCGCUCCGUCUGAACACCAUUGAAUACCUUCGUGUUCGUCGGCCAAACCAGCAUGAACAGAACACCUGUGUCACCGUUAUGUCCUCGAUGCUGAACUGCUGGGCUUCCCAGGGCUACGGAGCUGAGGGCUGCGCAGCUCUAGAGACGCAACUGCGCAAGUGCAUGGACGCACCGAAAUCUCAAGAGAAGAAGAAGAACACCGUCAACUACCACCUGAUGAGAAUGUACCCGAAGGUCGUGGGCCCGCGCAAGAAGGACGGUGUCCUGGGCUAA